Fusarium oxysporum Fo47 is the source of this 897-nucleotide messenger RNA. RefSeq lists its product as uncharacterized. The transcript is spliced from 6 exons. The record is from RefSeq and is a predicted model, not a curated record. The coding region runs from base 1 to 897 and encodes 298 amino acids. NCBI's taxonomy places the organism in Eukaryota, Fungi, Ascomycota, Sordariomycetes, Hypocreales, Nectriaceae.
AUGUCUCGAAAUAUUCUCAUCACCGGUGCAGCGGGACACAUACGAGGUUCCAUCGUUGCGAAUCUUUUAUCCAAGCACCCUGAGACCACUAAACAACAAGUCUUUGCCGCCGUCAGAACAGAUGAGCAGGCCAAAGCUCUUUCAACCCUUGGCAUUAACGUCCUCAAACUCGAUUUAUCAGAUGAACAGGCCGUUGUCAACGAAAUAUCCUCUCAGAAAGUUGGUGUCAUUGUACACGCUGCUGAUAGCACCAAUCCCGAGCUAGCUUUACCUUUGAUAAAAGCUCUGGAAAAACAAAAGGAGUCAGCUGGGAAGCCAACGUAUUUUAUCCAUACCUCAGGACUGAGUGCAUUCUACGCAAACUCAGGCUGGCCACGCAUCGUCAACAAAGAUACAGAUGCGGUAUUCGAGACGGAGAAGGAGUUUGCAGACUCAUAUCCCAUUCGAAAGUCAUUACAAACUAUUCACAUCAGUGAUCUAACCGCCUUGUACUAUCGAAUCAUACAUGCUGCUCUCAAAAAUGAAGACAUACCAAGCGGAAAAGAAGGAUAUAAUUUUGCAGUUGCUCGUGAGAUGGAUAUGCGGGAGUUCCAAGAUCAUCUCGCCGCAGCUAUGAAAGCUCGAGGACUUGUGUCAAGCGAUAAGCCCGAGGUUUAUCCUAGUGAUGAGUUCGCCGCAGAAGCUAUUGAUGUACCGGUUGAGUUUCUGAGUGCUCUUUACAAAUCUGGAGGUAAUUUCACAGCGACACGACCACAGAGUAUUGGUUGGAAACCUGAGUGGGAUAAAGAGCGUUUCUUGAAGAAUGUAGAUGUUGAGAUUGAGGAUGUUAUUGAGUUGGGAAAGGCAAAGAGUAGUCUGAUUGAUUCUCUGUUUGCUGCUGUUGGGAGGCCACGAUGA